Molecule: messenger RNA, 1740 nt
Organism: Silurus meridionalis
Lineage: Eukaryota; Metazoa; Chordata; Actinopteri; Siluriformes; Siluridae
Gene: gng12a
Product: guanine nucleotide binding protein (G protein), gamma 12a
Exons: 3
Coding region: 253-468 (71 amino acids)
Biological process (GO): G protein-coupled receptor signaling pathway
Cellular component (GO): heterotrimeric G-protein complex
Molecular function (GO): G-protein beta-subunit binding
Source: RefSeq, a predicted model, not a curated record
CGCAAAGUGCGUGUCCUGCGCAAGCAGCGUGUUCAGCGGAAGGUCGUUUGUUUUCGUCAAUGUGGUUGUUGGUAUCGUCGCUGAAGCUCUUAUAAACUGUUAUUAUCGAAGUGAAAACACUUGAUUACACUGUAGACCAGCAUCUAAGAGCUGUUUGUGCGUAACGAGCAGCUUGUCCGGUGUUGGGGAGGAUUUUUGGAGCAACUUACUGCGUCUUUACGGAUCUGGAGAAGAAACUCGGGAUAUUUAAAGAUGUCCUCCAAGUCCAGCUCGAACAACUUGGCUCUUGCGAAGAGGGUGGUACAGCAGCUCCGGGUCGAGGCCAGUAUCGAGAGGGUAAAGGUGUCCAAAGCUUCAGCCGAUCUCAUGCGCUACUGCAGUGAACACGCCAAGUACGACCCCCUGCUCAUGGGAAUCCCGGCUUCCGAAAACCCCUUCAAGGACAAAAAGCCCUGCAUUUUAUUGUAGUCGCCGCACGUCACCUCGUUCCUUAUUUAAUCAACACUGCCAUGUGACACUGCCUUAACCGCCUGCACUGUGUCGAUCAGCACUAAUCCCAGCCGAACCAUUAGCCUUUUCUGUUGUUAAAAAUAGUACAGUGUGUCGUAUACGUAUAAUGGGUUUUGUUUUUCAUACUGAACUUAAUACAUUCCGUGAAAAUUGAUUAAAAAUUUUACAUGAAAUCCAUCUUUUGUUUUGUAUAAAAGUAAAUAAUUUUGUCUCUAAUUUCCCUCGCUGUUGCUCCGUGUCAAACGACUUCUAUUAACUUCUUUUUUUUUUUUUGAGAAAUAUGUAUGUAGGAAAUUAUUUUUACAUGCUCAUGUGCCUCUAUCUAAUUGAAUGUAUUACGUUUUUGAAAAUGCAAUAGUUUUCUAUGUACAACUUGUAAUUUCGAUGUGGUUUAAUAUGAUACAGUGUGAGGAAGUGUGCAGGAAUCAUUGACUCAGUGAAAGUUAUCUUUGAAGUACAUAAAUUAUUUUUUACAGAUUGCAAACCACAAAUCUUUAAAUGACCAGUGAUUUAUCUCUCUCACAACCACACACGAUGUAUACAGUGUGAAAUAUCAUUAAAACUAAAGCUUAGACUUCGAUAAUAAACCUAUUGUUGUAGUUUAAAUGACACAGUGCCUUCCACUCCAGUACACGCCACAUUGUUCUUCAUACUCGACGCUAUGAGAUCAUCUGAUUACCUCUGCUUGCAUCACACUGCACCUUUCACAUCGCAGUGCUGGAAAAACACCACCUUUGUCCCAUUGACCUCAAACGCUAAAGCCUCGAGGGCAUCUCCUCAGCUGGGAAGAGCUUUGUUACGAAACAAACAAGUUAAUAUUAUUCUCAUUGUAUGUGUGUUAUUUGAGAUAUUGUAGGAAAAUUCCAUUUACAGUAAAAAGAUCAGUGACCAUCAUAUAGCACAAGGACUGCAGGAAUCAACAGCUCUGAAUCUGGUUGCCAUUUUUCAGCUUUUAGAUUCUACACUACAGAGCUUUGGCAUCUAAUGCAAUGUUUUUCAGUACGGAACGGUGACAUUACAGAGGAAGUAAGAAGGGAAGAAAAUACUCAAAUGAUGUCUACGUUUUGUAAUCAGUUGUCUGUUUGUAAUGCUUCGUUUUUGCGAUAUUUGUGACGCUUUCACAUUUCCAGAACAGUGACUUCAUCAGACCUUGAACGAUUCCGUGUGUCUUCAUAACCAUGUCUCCUAAACGAUUUUAUUCAAAUGAUACAAAAUAAAUUAUUUACUGUA